This is a messenger RNA of Pundamilia nyererei, 2164 nucleotides long. RefSeq names its product Bardet-Biedl syndrome 10 (gene bbs10). The transcript has 4 exons. Bases 83 to 2074 code for a protein of 663 amino acids. Gene Ontology annotation, molecular function: ATP-dependent protein folding chaperone; ATP binding. Lineage: Eukaryota; Metazoa; Chordata; Actinopteri; Cichliformes; Cichlidae. The record is from RefSeq and is a predicted model, not a curated record. Gene Ontology annotation, biological process: chaperone-mediated protein complex assembly.
CCAAGGUACCUCAACCAAAGAAGAAGCACAGAGGCGAGCGAUCCUUUCUAACUAACGUCUGUGCUCAUUCCUGGGAGGAAGGAUGCCGCCAUUGGGGCACUUACACAUGGAACAUGUCCUGCAGGCAGUCGGUGUCUUGGAGGCGGUCAUCCUUCGCAGUUUUGGCCCUGAAGGAGGACAGGUGCUGUUCACACGAGACACGGGACAGGCGAUGUUGAGCCGCAGUGGGACACGCAUUCUCACGGCACUACAUCUGGAGCAUCCGUUGGCCAGGAUGGUGGUGGAGUGUGUCUGGAAGCAUAGCUCUGCAACAGGCGAUGGAUCCAAAACCUUUAUCCUGCUGCUGGCGUCAUUGCUACGGUUGAUUCAUGCAGCAGCCAGCAAGGAGUCUAAUGUGUCACACUCUUAUAGCUCAACAAAAGCAGCAGAGGCUUCCACUGCCAGACACUUGGCUGACAAACUGCUAGCAUUUGGGUUGAAGGAGUUGGAUGAGCUCAUUGCUACGGGAGUGGUCCCUUAUGGAGGCUGCAUUUCGUGGGAAGAUUUCACUGUGGAAGCACAAACGCCAUCUCUCACAAACAAUCUCUGUGUUCAAAAGCUGCUAAGAUCAUUUUUUCACACACGCUGUGGUUACACGCACUGUGACUUCAGUAGUCACCUCACACGUGAGCUGCUCAGUCACUGGAAGUUUAAAAAUCAACUACCUUCAUUCUCUCUGCAGCUUGUAAGCGACUACUUCCCUGCCCUCCAUACACCUGUGUCGGGCUUUCCUGUCCGCUCUUCACGUUUAAUCGAGGGGCAGGUAAUCCACAGGGACUUUGCCACGCCACCGCUUAAGACUGACCACCAGCCAGUUAAAGCUGUAGUUCUCACCGGGUCGCUGCAACCAACAUUGCUCAGCACAGGAGACGUGCUUGAGUUGGGAUGUAGAGGCAGAAUGAAGGAGGAGAGAAGUAUUUUACACUUUAGCUCCUGGAUGGAAAGCUCACUGCAGGGUAUUAUUGCGAAGCUGCAGACUUUGGGUGUUUGUGUGCUUCUGUCUGCAGUAAAACAGUCUGCUGCUGUCCUGGCUUUAGCCACACAGGCAGAGAUGUGCCUUGUGGAGUGUGUCAGUGAAGAUGAACUUUCUCUGUUUUCCCAGCUAAGUGGAACUACUCCAAUCUGGGACUGUUCGAUGAUUGAAUCAGAGCACGUAGCCACACUGGCUUUUUGCAGGCCGAUACAGCUCGGAGCCCACAGGUAUGUCCAUGUGGCUUUCCAGGACUCUGAAGAAAGAAUCACCAUCAAACCCUGCAGUCUGAUCAUCUGUGCCCCAGGGGAAGGACAGAUUGAGCAGUAUGCAUGUGCUUUACAAGAUGCCAUUCGCAUGCUACUUAGAACUUGGGAGCCCAUGCAUGCAGCUGCAACCACAACAUCAAAGAGUACCCCGCAGUCGCAUAAAGGUGCAUCUUUACAUACAGACAGUCUGACCGAGCAAACCACAUACAGAUCCAUCGCUAUACAGCCCAUUCAAAAGUGUGUGUUAAAGCCAGGCUGUGUUUUAUCUGCUGGUGGGUUAUUUGAGCUUCUCUUACACUAUGCCCUCCUACAACAUGGACAUAGUUUCUCAGUUUCUCCUGACCUAAAUAUAGAUGCUUCUGUUUCCCAGCUCUUGGCAAAUGCCCUACUGAGCGUGCCUCAAAAGAUUUACUCUCACAGUCCGCACCAUUUCCUGGAGUCUCAAAGAAGGGUCAUAAGUUUUGUUAGUAAGUUUCCAAAAGAUUCCCACCCUUUUAGCCUUGUAUAUAAACGAGAAAAUACUAUAAGCCCUAUACAGGUCGAAGGGCCUCUGGGGGAUGGUAAACUAAGCUUGCAUUGUUGUAGAGAGGGUGACAAAUUGUCAAAAGUUUCAGAGUUGGAUCUGGGCCUUGAAUCUGUCUCCUGUAAAUACCAGCUACUUCUUGCUGUAUUGCAGUGUGUCGCAAGUCUCCUUAAGGUGGACGCUGUCCUGCCUACACACACUGCUUUACACACACAGUCGCGUAGACUCACCAGGACUUCCUGGGAGGGUACAGAGGACGAAGGCGAAGACUGAGAUUGUGUCUUAGUUAAGAUAAAAGCCAUAAACAUAUUUUCUCUCAGUGCUCCCUCAUGUCAAAGAUGGAGUAAAUACUUAGCACUUUAA